Molecule: messenger RNA, 2029 nt
Organism: Physella acuta
Lineage: Eukaryota; Metazoa; Mollusca; Gastropoda; Physidae
Product: cell division control protein 6 homolog
Biological process (GO): mitotic DNA replication checkpoint signaling; DNA replication initiation
Cellular component (GO): nucleus
Molecular function (GO): ATP binding; DNA replication origin binding; ATP hydrolysis activity
Source: RefSeq, a predicted model, not a curated record
AAUGGCUCAGUCUUUAACAGCUUCGUUCACUGUUCGUAAAAGCACCCGCUUGAGUAGCAGAAGCAAGGCUGGUAAAAUAGAACUGGAAGGAAAAUCUUCAAAUAGUCCACAUACUACUGUUAACAAAAUUGAGGAGCAGUUAAGUUCUUUAAGAAAAAGAAAUGGUUCUUUCCCAGAUGUGAGAGCUCUGCUACAGCACAAGACCAUAAGCGUAGAUGAUGGUAGAAAUUCAGCUAAAAGUGUGGAACUCUCUCCAGAAAGAAAUGCAGUAAACAGUGUCUUAGAUUUAACACCACAAACACCUUCAGCAGAUGAUCAGGUGCAGCUUCGUCACACAGGUCUUACAGGAGAUUUGGACAGAGUGUGCAGACGAUUAUUAUCCCCAAAGAAAAGAAAAUCAAAUGAAGAGAAUGAUUUGUCGAGUCUCUCGCCAGUAAAGUCACCACGAGCAUCCCAUGCCAUUAGAUCUCCUCUCAAAUCUUCUUACCUAAGUCCUAUCUCUUUACUUCGAUCACCUGAAACACCUACAUCAACCAAGAAAGGUGACAAAGAACCAAAAUCAACACCAAGAAGACUUUUUAAAUCUCCACAUAAGAAAGUUAGUGAAAUCAGUCCUCUGGUGACGUGUCUCACAGUUGCAAGCAACAGCUCUGUUCCAUCUCUUCAGCUUUAUAAAUCAAGCACUUCAUCUUACCAAUCAGCAAAAAGAUCUCUGCAUACAGCAAAACCUGAGUACCUGAUUGGCAGAGAUACAGAGGAGGCUGAUAUAGAAAAGUUUAUCUGUGAGAAGCUAGACAAGAAAACAAGUGGCAGUCUUUACAUUUCUGGGGCUCCUGGCACUGGCAAAACUGCUGUUGUCACCCAUGUUAUUGACAAGUUAAAGGCAGAGAACAGAUGUCUGCGGACAGCUGUAAUAAAUUGCAUGAUGCUGAAAGAUUCCAAUGUUGUGUUCAGACAAAUGUAUGAACAGCUAGAGGGUUCACCAAUCAAGUCUAAGGAUUCAAUGAAAGCCGUUGAGAAAUUGUUCAUGACAAGUAAAGAUAACAUACUUUUGGUUUUGGAUGAAAUUGACCAGUUGGAUAGCAAACACCAGCACAUACUGUACCGUAUAUUUGAAUGGCCUGGUUUAGAAAGUUCUAAGCUUAUACUAAUUGGUAUUGCUAAUGCACUGGAUUUAACUGACCGUGUGUUGCCUCGUCUGCAAGCUUCAACAACAUGCAGACCAAACCUAAUGAACUUUGCACCCUACACAUCUGCUCAAAUUACUGACAUUCUUAAACAAAGAUUAGAAAAGGAAGUGAUAAUAGAACCCAGCGCCAUCAACUUCUGCGCUCGCAAAGUUUCUGCUGUUGCUGGAGACAUGAGAAAAGCUUUGGAUGUCUGCCGUAGGGCUGUAGAGAUGGUCGAGUCAGAUGUCCGCACACAGCAGGUUCUAAAACCAACAGAUUGUAAUAGUCCUACCAAAAAGCACCAGCAAACACCCAUGAAAAAAGUGACCAUUGCCCACAUCUCUAAAGUCAUGUCUGAAGUGUACGGAUCAAGCGUGACCAGUUCUAGCAGUUGUGAAAACUCAAUCCCAUUGCAACAAAAACUUGCUGUUUGUUCUCUGCUCCUAUUGGUCAAAAAUGGGAAGGUCAAGGAGGUUUUACUAGGAAAGCUCCAUGAAACCUAUGUCAAGGUCUGCAAGCGCCAGCAGAUGCCUUCUAUUGACCAAAGUGAAUUUUUUUCUGUUCUGACUUUUCUGGAUUCUAGAGGUGUCAUAGCUUUAAAGAAAGCUAAAGAUACAAGACUCACAAAGGUUUCUCUAAAACUGGAUGAAUCUGAGCUGGAACAAACUCUCAAAGACAAAUCACUAAUGGCAACCAUCUUGAAUGCUGGGAUACCAAAGUAACAGUUUACAGUUGUUUUACCUAUUUAUUGUAAUUUAAGUCUUUCAGAAAUGUCUAGAAAAUUUUUAAUGAAAUUUUAAAAUGUUUGCAUGUGUGUACAUACAUGUUCCCAAAGUUUUAAUGAAAUAAUAAACUAUUAC